This is a messenger RNA of Hippocampus comes (tiger tail seahorse), 1190 nucleotides long. It is a transcript of the gene cunh8orf89, whose product is annotated as chromosome unknown C8orf89 homolog. Bases 329 to 973 code for a protein of 214 amino acids. Lineage: Eukaryota; Metazoa; Chordata; Actinopteri; Syngnathiformes; Syngnathidae. The transcript has 5 exons. The record is from RefSeq and is a predicted model, not a curated record.
GAGACUAAAAGAAAUAUUGUGUACAGGUACUUUAAAUAGUUUACAGGUACUUUAAAUAGUUGCUGUAAAAAUGGCAUCCGUCUUAUAAAGAGCUGUUAGAUGUUUGAAGACUGCAUGUGUAUCUAAUGAAAUGGUCAGUCAGCCCUUGACGUUCCAUUUGUUUACAUGUGGAAAAUUAGUUGACUGAACUGGAGGCUUCAUGGUUGUGUCUUUUAGGAGCCAUGGUAACGUGUCGUAAAUGAGCCCAAGUGCAAGCGACUACUGUAAAUCCGACACCAGUGAGACACUUUCCACCAAGACGAAGGCAAUAGUGUACGGUUAAGUCGGAAUGGAUAACAUGACGUCGUUUCCUGAAGCAUCACUGCUGUCCACGGAAACUUUUCUGGUUAAGGGACGCGCAAAUUGCGACCUUCGUGGGCCCGGCGGUUGUCAGACGAAAGCGUUCGGCAGAUUGGUGAUGAGAUCUGCUUCGAGAGGACCCCCUUUUCGACAACCAGUUCGGACCUUACCAUCGAUUCAACCGUGCAACGAGAAGACAAGUGUCCUCCCUCCACUAGGAGGCAACCACGUACACCAUCAAGAGAAUAUGCAGCUCUUUGGCUUCUCCGAGAUGCUUUCAGGCGACCCUGGUUGGAGGCCCUUCACGUUGAGCUACUCUGAGAGAUACAAACCCAAAGUGAAUCAUGCUGCCUUUUUCCCAUCUACGUUAGUCCUUCAAGGCUUGAGCACUUUUCCAGUGCAGAACUGCAAGUACAGCAGGGCCAAAGUGAAUUAUCCAGCCUACGACCUCCCCACAGUUAAAGACAAUGUGACGAGUCAUCCUCAUGUAGGUCAGUCAUACACAGACCCCGUGAUGGGAGCCUCCUGCUCCUUUCUCCAUCGGAUAUCUGAGUUGUCCUGCUUGGAGGGUGAGACGGUGAGGCAGGAAAAGCUCAAGAGAACCAGGAUGUCCAGAAAAGCCUCAUCAUCCUGACAAUCACUGCUACGCCAGUCAAAGUGGUCCAGAGGGGAAACAGACUUUGAGUCGAUGCCGAGGAUGGGUGAAGGACAUCAACCCUUGAGGGCAACCUGUUCGUUUAAGUGGCUCCUUUUUUCUGCUCUUUUGUCUUCAUUGGUGCUAAUUUUCUGCCUGACAUGGUUAGCUGUUUCACUCUGUCAUUAAUUAACCUUUCACCAUGUCAACAUCAAUA